Molecule: messenger RNA, 3005 nt
Organism: Sinocyclocheilus rhinocerous
Lineage: Eukaryota; Metazoa; Chordata; Actinopteri; Cypriniformes; Cyprinidae
Product: propionyl-CoA carboxylase alpha chain, mitochondrial-like
Exons: 24
Coding region: 23-2158 (711 amino acids)
Cellular component (GO): mitochondrion
Molecular function (GO): propionyl-CoA carboxylase activity; metal ion binding; ATP binding
Source: RefSeq, a predicted model, not a curated record
GCUCUCCGCAGUUACCGCUAUCAUGGCGGCUUACAGAAGCGCUGCAGGUUUUCAAAGAGUUUUGCAUGCUGUUAAGCAUGUCUGUCUUAUGCAGAGGUGCGGUGUUAUGAUCUGCCGGUACUCUACAGUGUAUGACCCAAAUGAGAAGACCUUUGAUAAAAUCCUCAUUGCAAACAGAGGCGAGAUUGCCUGCAGGGUGAUUAAAACAUGUAAGAAGAUGGGCAUCAAGACAGUCGCAGUUCACAGUGAUGUGGACUCUAGUGCGGUUCACGUAAAGAUGGCUGAUGAGGCUGUGUGUGUUGGUCCUGCCCCUACAAGUAAAAGUUACCUGAACAUGGAUGCUAUCAUGAACGCCAUCAAGCAGACUGGAGCUCAAGCUGUUCAUCCUGGCUAUGGAUUCCUGUCUGAAAAUAAGGAGUUUGCUAAGAGACUGGAGGCCGAGGGGGUAACCUUCAUUGGUCCUGACACACAUGCCAUCCAGGCCAUGGGGGAUAAGAUCGAGAGCAAACUCAUCGCCAAAGCUGCCAAAGUCAACACCAUCCCAGGCUUUGAUGGGGUGGUCAAGGAUGCGGAAGAGGCUGUGAAAAUUGCAGGAGAAAUUGGCUACCCUGUUAUGAUAAAGGCGUCUGCUGGUGGAGGCGGUAAAGGGAUGAGGAUUGCAUGGAAUGAUGAGGAAACCAGGGAAGGCUUUCGUUUUUCUUCCCAGGAGGCAGCAUCUAGUUUUGGAGAUGACCGUCUGCUUAUUGAGAAGUUCAUAGAUAACCCCAGACAUAUUGAGAUUCAGGUGUUGGCGGACAAACACGGCAAUGCUCUGUGGUUGAAUGAGAGAGAGUGCUCCAUUCAGAGAAGAAACCAGAAAGUGGUGGAGGAGGCACCCAGCACCUUUCUGGACCCAGACACCCGGAGAGCGAUGGGAGAGCAGGCCGUAUCGCUGGCGAAAGCAGUGAAAUACUCCUCAGCUGGCACUGUGGAGUUUCUUGUUGACACCAAGAAGAACUUCUACUUCUUGGAGAUGAACACACGUCUACAGGUGGAGCAUCCUAUCACUGAGUGCAUCACAGGACUGGAUCUGGUGCAGCAGAUGAUCCUCAUCGCAAAGGGCUACAAACUCCAGCAAAAACAGUCUGACAUACCUAUAAAUGGCUGGGCCAUCGAGAGCAGAGUCUAUGCUGAGGAUCCGUACAAAUCAUUUGGUCUCCCAUCCAUCGGCCGGCUGUCACAGUACCAGGAGCCACUCGACCUGCCCAAUGUUCGAGUGGACAGUGGAAUUCAAGAAGGAAGUGACAUUAGUAUCUACUAUGAUCCCAUGAUUUCUAAGCUGGUCACAUACGGUAAAACACGAGAAGAAGCCCUGAAGAAAAUGGAAGAAGCGCUUGAUAAUUAUGUUAUCAGAGGUGUGACCCAUAACAUUCCUCUACUGAGAGAGAUCAUCGUCCACCCUCGGUUUGUGUCUGGUGAUAUCAGCACUAAGUUUCUCCCGGAGGUGUAUCCUGAUGGGUUCAAAGGUCACAUGUUAACAGCAGGAGAAAGACGGGAGCUGCUGGCUACGGCUGCGGCUCUUUAUGUAGCAGCACAGCUCCGAUCUCAGAAGUUCCUGGGAGAUCUGAGAACUGCACAUCAAACUGGACCCCCUGCUCCUGAGAGGGCCCUGGAGGUUCCAGUGUCCCAGCCUGCUUUGGGAAUAUCAGCUCAGGCUUUUUCCUCUCUCACACACAUAGUGGAGAUAGAUGGAGAGAAGGUUGAAGUGUCUGGAGAAUGGAACUUGGCCUCAGCAUUGCUGCCCAUCACCAUCAACGGCAAACACCGGAAUCUCCAGUGUCUGUUGCGGACAGCAGCUGGAGAAAUCACCCUGCAGUAUCUGGGCACUUCAUUUAAGUUGCGUGUGCUGAGUAAACUGGCAGCAUAUCUCAGUAAGCACAUGCCAGAGAAGAUUCCAGAAGACACCAGUAGUAUCCUCCGCUCUCCCAUGCCAGGAUCUGUGGUGGCUGUGUCCGUUAAACCAGGAGAUAAUGUUGCAGAGGGACAGGAGAUUUGUGUGAUUGAAGCCAUGAAGAUGCAGAACAGCAUGACCGCAGCAAAGACUGCCAAGGUGAAGAGUGUGCACUGUAAAGCUGGAGAUACAGUCGGAGAGGGAGAUCUACUGGUGGAACUGGAGUAGCAGAUCACCUGCAGGUUCUGAAGAUCAUCAGUCGCUGUGGAUGAGCAAACAAAGACCCUAGUAGAGUAGAUGGAACAUUCCUCCAUUUGUUAUUUUUUUUCCCCUCAUGGUUUUACUCCUUUUUUUCAUUAUGACUAUAAUGUAUCAUCUGCCUGGAAUUUAGCUGGAUUCCAGUGAAGGAAAUGUCAAAACACUUAGAUCUCUUGUGCCUUGGUUUUAUUGUUUCACAUGGAAUUAACCACACAUCAGCAGCAGUUUGAACGCAUCUUUAAAUGCAGUCAAUGUAAGCUGUUGACACUCCCUCACUGUCUCUCUCUACUCUCUGUGUACAUUUAGCAUUGUUCAGAGGAAGUGCUGUGAAUGUUUUGCAUUGCUGCAACUCAUUUUUAAUUAUUAGGUUAUAUUAUGCAAUGCUUUUUCUGCUCCAUGAUUAUUCAAACAUAAUAUAGGCCUAUUCACUCUUCAUCUUCAAAUCACCAAUCCCACACUGAUUUAUUUAAGUGUUUCCAUAGAACUUGUACCUCAUUUCUGUCAUCAAAUGCAUUAAACUCAAUUUGUGAUUAUUUCUGUGCAAGUUGUUCUUAGAUCUGGAGGUGCACUGUUCAAACAGUUCAUUUGCUUGGGCUUUAAUUGUUCAGUCUUUUCCUCUCUUUCUAAAAUUGAGAAAUCCCGAGGAGCGGAGCAUUACCAGAAGGAGAAGGCAGAUAUGAUUACUCGCAGGCUAACAGACUGUGGUCAGUCUUGGAGGAGGCACUGGUGCUGUUUCCUGCUUUUUAGCACUGAGCCACUUAGAUCCACUUUCUGUCUGUAUUUGUUUUGAGAAAAAAAUGUAAUUGUUAUAAUAAAA